Messenger RNA from Priapulus caudatus, 8521 nucleotides. Its product is annotated as talin-2-like. Gene Ontology annotation, biological process: cell-cell adhesion. Lineage: Eukaryota; Metazoa; Priapulida; Priapulimorpha; Priapulimorphida; Priapulidae. The record is from RefSeq and is a predicted model, not a curated record. Gene Ontology annotation, molecular function: actin filament binding; integrin binding; structural constituent of cytoskeleton. Gene Ontology annotation, cellular component: plasma membrane; cytoskeleton; focal adhesion.
GGAUGCAUAGGUAGAUAGGGAAGCGGUGAGACAGCAGCAGCAGCAGACAACAUGGUCGUGUUAUCACUGAAGAUCUCGGUCGUCGAGCGCAACGUGUCGAAGACGAUUCAGUUCGAUCCGUCGACGAUAGUCUACGAUGCGUGCCGCAUCAUCCGGGAGAAGGUCGCCGAAGCCAAUAUCGGACAACCCGCUGACUACAAUCUCUUUCUUGCCGAUGAGGAUGUGAAGAAGGGAGUGUGGCUAGAACCAAGCAGGUCACUGGAGUACUACAUGCUGAGAAAUGCUGACUUGCUCGAGUACAAGAAGAAGAUCCGCACGCUUCGUGUGCGCAUGCUCGACGGAUCCGUCAAGACGCUGCUUGUUGAUGACAGCAAGAAUGUCGGUGACCUGAUGGUGACCAUCUGCACACGCAUAGGUAUCACAAACUAUGACGAAUAUUCGCUCGUCCGCGAACUGCCGGAGGAGAAGAAGGAGCAGUAUGCCACGCUCAGGAAGGAAAAGGAGAAGACACUUCCCCGCGGUGAGAGGAAGAUGGAGGAGCUCAGGAGGAAGCUGCACACGGAUGAGGAGAGAGCACAAGAAGUGCUUGGGCCUGAACGAGCUGGAGGCGAAAGUGAAGUACACCCAGCAGUGCCGCUCCCUGAAGACAUACGGCGUCACCUUCUUCCUCGUCAAGGAGAAGCUGAAGGGGAAGAAUAGACUGGUACCACGUCUCCUCGGCAUCACCAAGCAGAGUGUGAUGAGGGUUGAUGAGAAGACGAAGGAGAUCAUCAAGGAGUGGCCCCUCACCCACGUGCGUCGCUGGGCCGCGUCGCCCAACAGUUUCACGCUGGAUUUCGGAGACUACUCCGACGCCUACUACUCUGUGCAGACGCCCGAUGGAGAACCCAUCUCCCAGCUGAUUGCCGGUUACAUCGACAUCAUCCUGAAGAAGAAAAAGGCCAAGGACCACUUUGGUAUUGAGGGAGACGAUGAGAGUACACUCCUCGAAGACACCGUUUCACCAUACAAAGCUACGAUCAUUGAGCAUCAGACCCAGCAGGUUCACCAUCCUGAGCAAGGAUCCGUGGCUCUACCUGGUGUCAUGAGGUCAGGAGAUGAAGAGAAGCAGUACAGGUCGGGAGCGAUAGAUGAACAGCAGCAGCAGACGAUCAUCAAGGCUCAGCUGAACAGCGCACACGUUCCGCCCCUGGGCGGGCAAGCACACACGCAAAAGCUCGAGAGUCAAGCACAGAGGGCGCUCAUCACCAACAUUCACGAGGGCACAGAGACGAUGCAGAGGGCACAGGUGGACCUGAAGUCACGAGCGGAGCUACCUCAGCUUGGAGACGACGCUUCGUCGCUGCAGUGGAAGGAGAACACGAUGGAUGUGAAGCGGCAGGCGGUCGUGUCCGAGCUGUCGGCGAUCAACACGGGCACGGCGCAGGUGAUCAACCUGACGGGUAGCGAGCCGGACGACACAGACUACACGUCGGUCGGCUCCGCCGUCACAACCAUAACCUCGAACUUCGAUGAGAUGUCCAAGAACGUACGCGUGCUCGCCGCGCUCAUGGAGGCUGAGGAAGAUGGAGAGAACCUGCUCGAGUCGUCACGGCGACUCGCCCAGGCACUCAUUGACUUGAUGCAGGCAACUGAACCUGAGACUCAGGAGCCUCGACAGACGCUGCUGAACGCUGCCAGCAAGGUGGGCGACGCGAGCGGUGACGUCAUGAAGAGGAUCGGCGAACAGGAAGUCGACAGAGCUUACCAGGUGAGCAGGGGGCGCCGGCGAAAGCCGUUGCCAACGCGACCGCGGCUGCGCACUGUACUCAACUGCGAAGAACGUUCGCGGCUAGGCUGCGACGAUUCGUCCGACCAGACGCUGAUCGCUCGGCGACGCAUCGAUACGAUCCUCACAACAACGGACAAGCUGUUCCUCAGCAUGGGCAACGCCUCUGAGAUGGUGAAGCAGGCCAGGAUUCUAGCCCAGGCGACCUCGCAGCUCGUCAACGCCAUCAAGGGUGAGGCCGAGGACUCGCAGGACUCUGACCUACAGAAGCGCCUCCUGGCAGCGGCCAAGCUGCUGGCGGACGCGACGGCGCGCAUGGUGGAGGCGGCCAAGGGCUGCGCCACCAGUCCGCAUGACCCGGAGCAGCAGCAGAAGCUGAGGAAGGCGGCGGAGGACCUGAGGUCGGCAACGAACGCCGCCGCGCAGAACGCUCUCAAGAAGAAGCUGAUGAUUCGACUCGAGCUGGCAGCAAAGCAGGCGGCCGCCGCUGCGACCCAGGACAUCGCCGGCGCGCAGAAAGCCGGCGCGUCGAACAAGAACAUGACAAGUCAGCAGGAGCUGGUCAACGAGUGUAGGGUGACCGCCGAUCACAUCCCCAGACUGGUGCAGGGCAUCAAGCGCUCGAUGCAUGAGCCGGAGAACUCGCAGGCACAGCUAGCCCUCAUCUCAGCCAGCCAGCAGUUCCUGCAGCCAGCAGGUCAGCUGGUCGUGUCGUCCAAGACGGCCGUACCGACCGUCGGUGACCAGGCAGCGGCUAUGCAGCUGAGCACCGCUGCCAAGAACCUGCAGGUGGCGCUAGCGGAGCUGCGAUCGGCCGCCGGCAAGGCUCAGGAGGCGUGUGGGUCGCUGGAGCUUGACUCGGCUAUCGACACCAUCUAUCAGCUUGACAAAGAACUGGAAUCGAUCAGAAUGACGGCCGUCGAGGGAAGGCUGCGCCCCCUACCAGAGGAAACGGCGGAGGGAUCAGCACUGAGACUUAGUGCGACCUCCAAGCAGGUCGGCUCCUCCAUGGCACAGCUCCUCUCUGCUGCCGCGCAGGGCGACGAGAGCUACACGGGCAUCGCCGCGCGCGAGACCGCCAACUCACUCGCCAUCCUCAAGGAGGCUGUGCGUGGCGUUGCCGCGACGACCGACGACAAGGAGGUGCAGGAGCGCAUCAUCGAGGCUGCGCGUGACGUCAUGAACAAGUCGGCGCGUCUGCUGGAGGAAUCGAAGAAGGCGGUGAACAACCCCAACAACCCGGAGAACCAGCAACGUCUGGGCCUGGUUGCCAAGGCCGUAUCACACUCACUUAACAACUGCAUCAGCUGUCUCCCCGGACAGCGUGACGUUGACUCAGCCAUCAAGGUCAUCGGACACAAGAGCCAAGAACUGUCGAGUGGGAGAUUCCCGGACACGCACAAGACGUUUGCGGAGAUCCAGCUGGAGUUGAACGAUGCGGCGGCGCAGUUGAACGAGGCUGCAGGCGAGGUGGUGAGCGCGUCUCAGGGCCCGCCCGCCGGCCUAGCCGACGCGUCCGAGAAGUACGGCGACGCAUUCUGCGACUUCAUGGACUCCGGCAUGACGAUCGCCGGCCUCACCAGGGAGGGUCAGCUGCAGGGACACAUGGUGACCAGCAUGAAGAACAUAUCCAUGGUGUCCAGUCGCUUCCUGCUCUCCGCCAAGUCGGUGUCGGCAGAUCCGAACGCACCGAAUGCAAAGAACCAGCUUGCUGCCGCUGCAAGGGCGGUGACGAAGAGCAUCAACCAACUGCUGAACCUGUGCUCGACGUCCGCUCCGGGACAGAAGGAGUGUGACAGCGCGCUGCGUCGCAUCCGCGCCAUGCGGCCGAUGCUCGACGACCCGUCCGAGCCCGUCAACGAUACGACCUACUACGAGUGUCUCGACGUCGUCAUGGACAACUCGAAGCAUCUCGGCAACGCGAUGACGGGUAUAGCUAACACUGCUAAGAAGGGAGAGCUUGAGAGCUUUGGAAGAUCGGUGAAGGAAGUGGCUGAUGCUGUCUGUGCCCUUAUUGAAGCUGCCUCACAGUCUGCGUACUUGGUCGGUAUCGCGGACCCAUCGAGUGAGGCUGGCCGACCAGGCCUGGUGGAUCAGGCGCAGUUUGCGCGCGCGAGUCAGGCCAUACAGGUUGCCUGCCAGAACCUAACGAAUCCAGCAAGCAGCCAACAGCAGGUGUUGCAAUCAGCCACCAUCAUUGCCAAGCACACCUCAUCGCUAUGCAACAGCUGCCGCAUCGCAAGCUCCAAGACAACCAACCCGGUUGCUAAGCGACAGUUUGUGCAGUCCGCAAAGGACGUUGCCAAUGCCACAGCUAACCUCGUCAAGGCCAUCAAGGUACUUGACUCGGACUACAGUGACGCGAACCGUGCGCAGUGUGCCCAGGCAACACGACCCCUGAUAGAUGCUGUGGAAAACCUUACCAUAUUUGCUUCCUCGCCCGAGUUUGCUUCCAUCCCAGCUAAGAUAUCGCAAGAGGCGAGGCAGUCGCAGGAGCCAAUCACGUCCGCGGGCAAGACGAUGAUUGACGGCUCCUGCUGCAUGAUCACGGCCGCCAAGUCGCUGUCCGUCAACCCGAAGGACCCGCCCACCUGGCAGCUUCUCGCCGCCCACUCCAAGAACGUCUCCGACUCGAUCAAGAAGCUGGUGACGUCCAUCCGGGACAAGGCUCCCGGUCAGAAGGAAUGUGACGAGGCCAUCUACAAGAUCAAUGUCGUUAUCAAGGGUUUGGACCACGCCUCUCUGGCAGCCGUUAGCCAGAACCUCGCUCCCAGGACCCACAACUCGCUCCAGGGCUUCCAAGAACAGAUGGUGAGUACAACUAACGAGAUUACGGAGACGGUGGAGGACGUGAGAGUGUCAGGAAGGAGCGAGUCGGAGAGACUUGGACACUACGUGACCAAGCUGACGCGUCUUCCUCGAACCACUGGCCGAUUUUCGAUUGGCUGUGCGUCAAAGACAAUGAACACUCGUCGCCAGAUGGCGCUGUUGGAGCAAACAAAGACUGUGGCGGAGUGCUCACUGCAACUCGUGCACUCGGUGAAGGAGGGCGGCGAAACGUCCCUAAGAGAGAACAUUCUGAAGACGGCUAAGGCACUCGUGGAGGACACGAAGACGUUGGUGGCUGGCGCAGCGUCCAGCCAGGAGCAGCUGGCCGCUGCCGCUCAGUCCGCCGUCCGCACGAUCACCCGCCUCGCAGACGUCGUCAAGUUCGGAGCCGCCUCGCUCGGCACCGACCAAUCGGAAGCCCAGGUGCUGCUGAUCAACGCCGUCAAGGACGUCGCUCUCGCGCUCGGCGACCUCAUCUCUGCGACGAAGAACGCGUCCGGAAAGAGCGUGCACGACCCGGCGAUGGCGAACCUGAAGGGCUCGGCGAAGGUGAUGGUGACAAACGUGACGUCACUGCUGAAGACCGUCAAGACGGUUGAGGACGAGGCGGCUAGGGGCACUCGCGCUGUCGAGAGCGCGAUAUCGGCGAUAGAUUCAGAGAUGAAGUCAUUCGACUCCGCCGAGCCACCGAGGAGGAAGGCAACCAUCGAGGAUCUCCUGCAGUCCACCCGACCAAUCACGAGUGCCACAGCUCGCACGGUUGCCGCCGGCAACAGCGGGCAACAACACGACGCCAUUGUUGCAGCGAACAUGGGACGCAAGGCAGUUAUCGAUCUGCUUGUCAAUUGCAAGGCGAUCGCGUACAACACGGAGAGCGAGGAGGCGCGUCAGAAGGUGAUGGAGGCAUGUCGCGAGUCGGCCGCGCACUACGGCCACCUGCUCAGCAUCCUGCUGGAGAUUGUGCGCGACCCGAGCACGCCGAUGAAGUCCGAGCUGAUCAUCGUCUCGCGCCGCAUCGCGUCCUCGAUCACCGAGCUCGUGCAGUACGCCGAGUACCUGAAAGACGAGGAGAACUACCACUCAGAGUUGACGAUACAGACGCGGCCGCGCUCGAGCAGAUUCGGAGAGCACGAGAUUGUCGUCUCGAAAGCUCACGGCACGCACGCACCAGAGGUGUACGAGUGGGAGAACGAGACCGGUGUGAAGCACCGCCUUGUCACGAGGCGCGAGUACAACGUCGCCACGUCCGCCGGCAUCCUCCGCAAAGAUGGAGACUGGCCGGAGGGUAACUACCACAUGGUAGCUGAGAGGGAGCUGCUGGAUGCGGCGGCGUCCAUCGAGGCAGCCAGCCGCAAGCUUGCGAUGAUGAGACCGACCAACGUACGGCAGAAGGAGAAUGGACAGGACAUGAACUUUGAGGAACAGAUUCUAGAAGCGGCCAAGUCCUUGACAUCUGCCAUUGCUGCUCUCAUCAAGUCGGCUACCACCGCGCAGAGAGAGCUUGUCAUGAUGGGACAUAUCAGCGGCGGCUCUCACUAUGCGGCAGACGACAGCCAGUGGUCACAUGGUCUCAUAUCCGCUGCACAGAUGGUUGCCGCGGCAACGCAGAGCCUGUGCGAAGCAGCUAAUGCGGUGGUGCAAGGCAUGGCCGGUGAGGAGAAGCUGAUAUCGUCGGCUAAGCAGGUUGCGAGCUCCACAGCGCAGCUGCUCGUCGCGUGCAAGGUGAAGAUGCACUCCGACUCCCCGACAAUGAUCCGUCUGCAGACGGCCGGAAACGCAGUGAAGAAGGCAUCUGACCUGCUAGUGCAAGCGGCCCAGGAGACACAGGAGUGGGAGACUGAUCGCUACAUCCUCAUCAAUAAGCGACUUGUCGGUGGGAUUGCGCAGGAGAUAUCUGCACAGGAAGAGAUACUGCGCAAAGAGCGGGAGCUAGAGGAGGCACGCUACCGACUGUUAGCAAUCCGAAAGGCCAAGUACAAGGAGGGAGAAGGCCCGUCAGACAGCGAGGGCGCCACUGGGGGUGGCCGAUACACAGACGGAGAAAGCGACUUCUAGAGUAAUGUAACAGCCAUGUUGAAAACGCUCGGUCGCGGCAAUGGCGGUGCCCGUGCGUAGCCGGGACCGAAUAUGGGCGCGGGGCACUUCCAUGUUAGACUAGCCUUCUCUGCGGGAUUCAGAGGGACUCUCGCUUACACUCGGUUCAUCGGGCUGAUGAUUGUUGUCCAUAGGGGUGGUUCUUUGUACACAGACACUCCCCCUCUCCCCCUUACCUUCUCCCUCCCGCCUUCUCCCCACGCCCACCCAACACUCUGUGACAAGGAUGCUGAUGACGCAUGCCAAAUACACCUUACCGUCUAUUGGGUUCCGCUGCUAACUUAGGUUCAUACUAACGAGAGAUAUGUAUAUGUACAUGUAUAUAUAUACAUAUAUAUAUAUAUAUACAUACAUAAGAUUAUAAGCGUAUAAUAUAAGCUUUGGAUUUUUGUUUGAGCAGUCGUAGUCAGUACCGAGUAUUAAAUGUGUGCUGAAUAAUUUAAGGUAGCCGUAUGGAUUAUAUAGAUUAUGUUGAACUGUUAGGCGAUUUGAAUUAUUUUCGUUAAUCCGCUGUGUGGGGGUCGUUGCGGUGCUUAGAGGCAUCACUAACCCAUGCUGUGAUGGCUUUACAAUUGCUUGUCUGGCUAUUACGCAUAAGGCACAGUAUACACAGGCAGUGUGAUCCAUAGUUACUAACUAGCUUACAGUAUAGAGACAUUAAUAUAACUAUUUGUUGCGUUAAUCAUCGAGGUGAUGUGGCCGUAAUGUGAUGUGCCACCGGGUUACCAUACUUACGAGUGGCCCACGCCGCGCGGCCCGUGUCGGUUUAUAAAAGAAAUGAUAUUAAUAAUGUAUUUUUUAUAAAAUCAAAAUAUUUUGUGGAUUUUUCAGCAAAUUGAAACUCAACCGAGUAGGUACUGUCGAAAUAUGAAGCCCGCGUUCUGGUUAAAUUGGGUGCGCGUGAACAAUUAUCUGUAUCUAGAAAUAAAAUACGCAGACGCUCUUGUGGCCGUUAGCGACAGCCGAAACUCGACCGUUGCGCCAUCUGCCGGCACUGACGGAAGGGGAACGGUUUCUCUGUCAGUCCUGCCUCAUCCACCGCAUCCGCGCGCGCAGGAGCGUUGCCAUGGUGACGACCACCGGAGUCGGCUGUGGGGCUUAUUUCUUGGAGCUUAUCUUUCAUAUCAGUGCGUGGCCUGUGAGCGCGGUGGUGCUAUGUGACCGUGUAGGAACGACGUAGUAGUAGUUAGUUCCUAAGAAGUGAGAAUCGGGGGAUAUCGUGGCGUGCGAUCGGCAAAGUUCAGAACGGAAAAAAAACAAAAUAGCAUUGCGCGCGUUGCCCGUGGCAACCUGGUGCCGCUUCACGGCUGCAUUUGCGACGCGAGCUGUAGACUGGCACCCCGCUUUCGUUUAACGUUAUUUGACCUAACGAAGUGAAGAGAUAAGGAGCCAGUCUACGCGAACAAUGAGGAGGCUGACCGCGUUGUGACGUCAGAUGUAUUACAAAAUUCGCUGAGCACUGCUCUUUCACAUAUCAUUAGUUUUGCCUUGCCUUCAAGCGUUGGUCUCUUUGUGGAUUUUUCGGCUGGUUUUCUUGCUGGUACUGCUGUUACAAAUCGGUAGGUAUAUAGGGGUCAUGGUGCACUAGCAGAAAUAGGGUAUCAAGAGUGCAACGUAAUUGAUAAUUACACAUGUGGUUUUCCAGUGCAACAGACGUUUAAAACCAAUUAUGAUCUGUGUAAGUUUAGAACUGUAAUAUUGUUACAUAUCAUAACCAUAAGUGUAUUGAUUGAUUGAUUGAUUAAUUACAUAUAAAUAUUUGAAUGAUGUAAACUGAUUUAUAUGUAUCAAACAUCAUUAAACAUUUUAUAAAGAUUCAUCUAGAUUCGA